Molecule: messenger RNA, 2026 nt
Organism: Trematosphaeria pertusa
Lineage: Eukaryota; Fungi; Ascomycota; Dothideomycetes; Pleosporales; Trematosphaeriaceae
Product: acetyl-CoA synthetase-like protein
Exons: 5
Coding region: 362-2026 (554 amino acids)
Source: RefSeq, a predicted model, not a curated record
CGCGGCGCGGUCCUAGCCUAACUACUCGAUUGAGGCACUACUAACAACUGGCCCGCGAGCGUGCGGCCAAGUCCAGCGCCAGAAUGAGGGAGCGACAGCGCCGCACUGAUCGCCAGGGACGGCGCGUGUCGCUAGGGCGCUGCUCAGCCACAACGAACCUCAAGGCCCGUGAGACAUGGCUGCAUGGCUGCCAUUCCUUCAGCUGGCGCAUAAAGCUAGCGGCGUCCGGUGCCUGCAAUUGGAUGAAUACAUCAUCGCUAGCUGUCGGCUCUAACCUCACUGUUCCGCUCUUUGCCCUGUCAUCACUGUCUUUUCCGCGUAUAUAUCCUUCUAGUCGCUCAUUCACUUCGCUUCCAUUUCUAUGUCUUUUUGGAAUACUGUGAUGGCUGCUCCGGGGGACGUGCCGUACGGCAAGCGCUUAAUACCGGUCCUUAUCGACGAAAUCGCGGCGAACGAUCCGGACCGAGUGUGCUUCUCCUUUCCACGCUCGGCCAACCUGCAAGAUGGAUUCCAAGACGUUACUUUUCGAACCUUCGCCAACGCCAUCAACAAGACGGCGCACUUCAUACAGAGGGAGAUUGGCCGGAGCUCCAUGUUCGAGACGGUCCUGUACAUGGGCUAUCCGGACGUGAGACACUUCGUUGCUCUGGUUGCGCUAAUCAAGACCGGACACAAGGUUCUCUUUAGCUCCCACCGGAAUAGCGUAGCCGGCCAUGCCGACCUGAUCAGACGGACCGACUGCGCGAUCCUCCUCCACACACAGGGGUUUCCCGUCGCCGGAAUCCUAGAAAAAUGCCGAAUGGAGACAUUAUGCAUGCCUGAGAUGGAUUACCUGCUCGACGGCUCCCUCUGCGAACAGUACCCAUACACCAAAUCUUUCGAAGAGGCGAAAAACCAUCCAUGCAUGAUCAUUCACACGUCGGGCUCCACCGGUCUCCCAAAGCCAGUGGUUUGGACAAACUGGACACUCACCUCAGGCGACUCGCAUCAUUUGGUGCCAACCCUUGACGGACGGCCGACUAUUUGGGGCGGGAUUUCUGAUUCUCCCAACCGAAGAUUCAGUGCGCUGCCGAUUUUCCACGGAGCCGGCAUCGCCACUGGCGUUAAGUCGACGUGCUUCAAUAACACCACUAUCGUCCUCGGUCCUCCGGGUCUAGCUACCGCCAACGUCUUCGAUCAAAUACUGGAACAUAGUAGUAUCGAUGCAGCUAAUUGUUUGCCAAUAACUCUGGAGGAGAUCGCUACCAGGCCAGACAUACUACAGAAGCUUGGGCGGCUAAAAUACAUUACAUAUGUUGGCGGUGAGAGCUCCUUAUCCAAGAAGGCUGGCGACAUAAUAUCACAGCACGUACCGCUAUACGCGAUCAUCGCAAGCACGGAAACGAGCACCAUCGUCCAGCAUGCGACCGACCCUGAGGACUGGCAAUAUUUCUGCCUCCACCCCGAAUACAACGGCAUCGAGAUGCGGCCUAGCGGCGAUCUGUACGAGCUCGUCUUCGUCAAGGACUCGAGAUAUGAAGAAUUUCAGGGUGUCUUCAAGGUCUUCCCACGGCUGAAGGAAUACUCUAUGUCAGAUCUCUACUCGAGGCAUCCCACGAAGCCGCACCAUUGGAAACAUGAAGGAAGAAAAGACGACAUGAUAGUCUUCAAAACGGGCUGGAACUUCAAUCCCACAAUACAUGAGCACCUCAUCACAUCGCAUCCGGCAGUCCGGUACUGCGUGUUGGUGGGCACGGGCAGGGACGUACCUGCAGCUAUUAUCGAGCUGCGAUCGGAAUACUAUACCAAAGAAGAAGCGGGGCAGCAGAAGGUGCUGGAGGCCAUCUGGCCAAAGGUUGAAGAAGCGAAUAGCUACGCGGAUACGACUGGUCAACUUCGGAGAGAUUACAUCAUUUUCGCGACGAAGGAGAAGCCCUUCGCCAUAGCAGGAAAGGGCACGGUGCAGAAGAAGGCGACCAUCACGCUGUACGAGACCGAGAUUGAGCAGCUCUACGCGUCGAUAGGGAAGAAGCAAGCUAGCGUGUGA